GGGUAGUAUUUGGGGCUGUGGGAUCUUAUUGUAGCCGCCUAGUCGCACGCAGCUAGCGCUUAUCUUUGCAUUGCAAGGUUAAACAUCCUCCACGAUUCUUCGAUGGUGACAGGUUCUGAUAAAUGCUGCCAGAGCCUGGGUCCUAGAUGUCUCAUCCUCCCGUCAAUCUUUCUUAGGUCAGUUCAAAGUCGAUUGCCGUCGCCGAAGCGAAUCGUGGAUGUUGUCAUCGCAUAAUAACAUCUAUUUUCGCCGAAACACUUUCGCAUGACUUUCUCAUCAUGCCCGUCUUUAGCCUGUGUUUCUUUCUGUGUUUGGUUUCCACAACGUUUGUCGCCGCCGAAAACCGUUUCCGCCGGCCACCUGGCCCAGGUCUCGCUUAUGACUACCGAGACAACAAUGUUUACACCAUGGGAGAAACCUUGGAUCUCCACUGGGACAUGGACUACGACUCUGCGAGGUUAAUAUUAUGGCAAGAGUUGGUAGGAGGCGGCAGUACUUUGGACUACAUCGAUAUCGCAGUGAGCACUUCUGCAAAGUCAAUAAACUGGGAAGUCUCCACAAAAGACUUCCCUAAUCCGAAGUUGAGCAACCUCUACUUCUUCGAGUUACUCGGCCCAGGCAAAGAACCGGCAAACUGGGGCGUUACCUGUCACUACUUCAACAUCACCGAAGCCCCAUUGACACCACAGCCAAGUAAUACCACAGUAGCAACACCUCUGUCGUCGAAAAAGAACGAAGGAUUACCGGCGGGAGCUGCCGCAGGCAUCGCGGUUGGAGUUACCUUUGCCGCGGUCUUGGGCAUGGGCGCAUUUGGAUGGCUUUUGUGGCGUCAAAGGCAAGCUAGAAGAGGCCCAACCGCACAAGACGAGAAGCACAGCUUUAACGGGAGUCAUGAACAGCCGUAUCAGUAUGCUUUAUCUCCUCAAUGGCAGCCAGAAUUACCAGGAGAAGGGCAUGGCUUAUAUGAAAUUCAUGCCACCAGCAUGAACGUCAGAUACGAGAUGUCCUCCGACCCAGGCACGGGCUGCGCAGGAGAUGGAAAUAACAAACCAAAAGCGUUCCCAAAUAAUAUACGAUGAGUUUUAA
Colletotrichum godetiae is the source of this 1086-nucleotide messenger RNA. RefSeq lists its product as uncharacterized. The record is from RefSeq and is a predicted model, not a curated record. NCBI's taxonomy places the organism in Eukaryota, Fungi, Ascomycota, Sordariomycetes, Glomerellales, Glomerellaceae. The coding region runs from base 279 to 1079 and encodes 266 amino acids. The transcript has 2 exons.